This is a messenger RNA of Marmota monax (woodchuck), 3136 nucleotides long. RefSeq names its product NIPA like domain containing 2 (gene Nipal2). Gene Ontology annotation, biological process: magnesium ion transport. The record is from RefSeq and is a predicted model, not a curated record. The coding region runs from base 101 to 1252 and encodes 383 amino acids. Gene Ontology annotation, molecular function: magnesium ion transmembrane transporter activity. The transcript has 11 exons. Gene Ontology annotation, cellular component: membrane. Lineage: Eukaryota; Metazoa; Chordata; Mammalia; Rodentia; Sciuridae.
CUCGCAGGGCCACUGGGCAGGAAGUGGCUUCAGAGCGGCCUGCUGGCGGGGCGGCCCCGCGGGGAGACUGCCGCAGCCCGAGCGCCAGGAGCGAGACCUAAUGGCGGCGCUGGUGCCAGCGGGCCCCGGGGACGCCGCCUCGGCCGCCCUGGACGAGCUGUCGCGCAACUUCACGUACUGGGCGCCGGACGCCGGCAAUGGCUCGAUGUCGGGCGAGUGGUACCGCAGGAACCAGGUUCACCUUUUUGGAGUUUUGCUGGCUAUUUUAGGAAACUUGGUAAUCAGCAUUUCCCUAAAUAUUCAGAAAUAUUCUCAUCUUCAGCUAGCACAACAAGAACACCCAAGGCCAUACUUCAAGAGCGUGCUUUGGUGGGGCGGAAUCUUCCUGAUGGCUGUCGGGGAGACAGGGAACUUUGCCGCCUACGGACUUGCUCCCAUUACUCUGAUCGCACCAUUAGGCUGUAUGUCUGUUGCAGGUAGUGCCAUUAUUUCUGUUAUGUUUCUGAAAGAAAAUUUGAGAGCCUCAGAUUUACUGGGUAUGACAUUCGCACUUGCAGGAACAUAUUUAUUGGUGAAUUUUGCUCCAAAUAUAACUCAGGCUGUCUCAGCAAGAACAAUACAGUAUUACUUUGUUGGCUGGCAGUUCCUGGUCUAUGUGAUUUUAGAAAUAUUAAUUUUCUGCAUUCUCCUAUAUUUCCUUAAAAGAAAAGGAAUGACACAUAUGGUGAUUCUGCUUACUCUGGUGGCACUUUUAGCCUCAUUGACUGUUAUUUCAGUGAAAGCCGUCUCAGGCAUGAUCACUUUUUCUGUGACGAAUAAAACGCAACUAACUUAUCCCAUCUUCUAUAUCAUGUGUAUCAUCAUGAUAGCAUCUUGUGUUUUCCAAGUCAAGUUCCUGAAUCAAGCCACGAAGCUCUACAACACGACAGCAGUGGUGCCCGUUAACCAUGUUUUCUUUACAACCAGCGCCAUCAUCGCAGGUAUCGUAUUUUACCAGGAAUUCCGUGGUGCCGCUUUUCUCACUGUAUUUAUAUAUCUUUUUGGGUGCUUUCUGUCAUUUCUUGGGGUGUUUUUGGUCACAAGAAAUCAAGAAAAGGAACAUCUGCAACAGCCCUAUAUUGAUUUUGGAGAUAUUCCUGGGAAACAAAUGUUGGACAAAAUACAACCAGAUUCAAAUGGCUUAUCCUAUGGAACCUUGCCUGAUGGAAGUGACUCAACAAAGAGCCAAAGUGGAGAGAAGAAAGAGGUCUAAAGUGCCGAGAGGGAUGGCUGUUGGCCUGUUAUUCGAUACCACCUUUUUAAAAAAUUGCACAUGUUCAAUAUGUGUCAGCAGCUAUUUCAUGCUGACAUGUGCUCACAUUCGUUUCAGUCCUUCCCCACUGUGGACAAUCAGAGCCUUCCUACACUUUGACAGUCUAAUGUUCUCGUGGAAUGUAAUUCGAAGUGUUCCCCACACCCUGGAACUCUCCCUAGUGAUCAUCUAACCAGCUAGAUCUUAAUUGGGCCCUGACUGCUCAAGCAGGAAUGUCACACAAAAAUGUGCCUUCGCAAUCCGGUCAUAGGAGGCAUAGGUUGCUUCUCCCACGUGGCUUGUAGGCUAUUGCUUGGCUUCAAAAGACCCCUUAGCCUGGCAAUGUCAGUCCUGAAAGAAAGUUCUAGGGUACCUUUUAUGAGCCUCCCAUACAGAGCUCCCCUUUUCAUUCCUGAAUUAGAAUGGCAACUCAUCUUUUCUGAAAACUAACACUUAAAAUCCUCCUUUGAAAAGAAAGGACCUCUUUAAAAUGAGAAUUUAUAAGUGGCAUUCUGCAGUGGUACCAUACUAGAAUUCAAAGACUGGUAUGGCGGACUUUUUUAAGCCUAAAAAAAAAAAAUUUAAAUAGGACUGUGCUCAUUUCCAUAACACAUCUUCUAAAAUUAGAACAGUACAGAGCAUGGCCCCUGGGCAAGGAUGACAAAUGAAUCUGUGAAAUGUUAAGGGGGGGGAAGUGAAUUAGGACUAAUGGUUGUUUAUUUUUAAUAAAAAUGUAGAAUGAUGGUAUUUUCUUCAGCCAUAUGGACCUAUUAUACUUGAAUUGAAACUGAAGAAAAACUAUAUUCUGUGCCUUUAACUGUUACAGAUUUUACGAUUUAUCAGGUAGGUUUACGUUUUAACUUUCAAAACAAGUGUCAAAGCUCACAUUUGGAUUCAUAGUGAUAUUUGCACUAUACUCCAUUUCUUCCUCAAGUCAUUGUCUCAAACCUAGUGGAUUCUUCUAGGAAGGUUAUGACGGGAGACCUGGCUUUCAGCCUUUUGGGAGAGGGGAUUUAACCCAGGUGCAAUUUACCACUGAGCCACAUCCCCAGCCCUUUUUAUUUUAUAUUUUGCUUAGUAAGCAAUCACUAAAUUGCUUAGGGCCUUCCUAAAUUGCUGAGGCUGGCCUCGAACUUGUGAUCCUCCUGGCUUAACCUCCCAAGCCAUUGUGCCUGGCUGGAUUUCAGCUAGUUAAAUCUGCCCAGUAGUGCUCCUGUGCCCUUAAUGGCUUUUCUGCUGCUAUUAAUGCCAGGUCUACUAAGAUAGUUCGCAGGUAGAAUCCAUAGUAAUAUCUGUUGUUUAUAAUCUACCUAACGUUUAAAUGAGAAGAAAAGAGGAAGACUUAAUUGUAAUCAAAUAAUGAAGCCCUAUCCCUAAUGAUAUUUCAAAACCUUCAGAUCAUUCCUGACCUGUCGAGUCUGAUAUUGUUCCAGCCAAUGGUCUCUCACUAGUGUAGGAGUUCAACUCAGAGCUAGGGGGAUUGCAAUCUUAACUGCUUUUAGUUUUAUUCUUCAUCCUAACCUAUACUCAUUUAUGGGAUGAGGAGGUACCAGGGAUUGAACUUGGGGACACUUAACCACUGAGCCACUGUUUUGUAUUUCAUUUAGAGACAGGGUCUCACUGAGUUGCUUAGUGCCUCACUUUUGUUGAGCCUGGCUUUGAACUUACGAUCCUCCUGCCUUAGCCUCCCGAGCCGCUGGAUUACAGGCAUUUGCCACUGUGCUGGCCUAACCUAUAAUCUUUUUCUUUAUUCUGAAGCUUUUUAUUAUAAAAUAAAGGUCUGCUAAAAUAUAGAAAUGGAUUAAAAGAAUGUAAAAUUAAACCAUAAUUUCCUUAUUCUAAAAA